AAAAAUUGCAUUUCUUGGCAUCGGUUAAGAAGAACAAAAACUCUAACUGAAAAACAUGUUGCGUCUCUUGAUACUCUCUCUAGCUCUCAUUCCUAUCAUCAACUCAUCGAACAUCCCGAGAACAACAGCAACUCCACCAGCCCUAAACCUAAACGACAAAACGUUUGUUAAAAUGGCAUGCACGUUAACAAAAUACCCUACAGUGUGCUACAUCGCAUUGUCCCCAUACUCUUCAACCAUCAAAUCUGACCCCAUCAAACUCUGCUUAACAUCGCUCAGCGUCAACUUCAAAUCCGCCAAAAGUGCCUCGUCCAUCGUCUCUAGCCUUUUCAAAAAGUUCGCCUCCAGGCCUGAGGUUCCGAUCAUCCUCAAGGACUGCCUGAAGAAGAUGGAGGAUACUGCCGACGAGUUCAAGCACGUGGUCGCAGAGAUCAUGAACAGCGCAAGAAUCUCAAAGGGGAAGAAUAAUAAGAAGUUAGAAGCGUGGGCGAUCUCGGCGUUCAUAGACGUGACCAUGUGUAUGGGUAAGUUCAAGGAAAUGAAAGUGAAUGCGGAGAUUUUGAAGGUGGUGAUGGCUGUAUCCGAGCUUUCAAUGACUACAAGCAAUACUUUGGCCCUUUGUAAGCUUUGACCCUUUGUAAAACACAACCCGCUCAUUCUAGUAAUGCAAUUCAUAUUCUUAGCAAAAAAAUAAAAUAAUACUUUGGCCAGUUACCUACGUUCCUGAAUUAACCAUUAUUCAGUUCAUGAUUUCUU
Eruca vesicaria subsp. sativa (arugula) is the source of this 756-nucleotide messenger RNA. The record is from the annotation of a GenBank genome assembly. Lineage: Eukaryota; Viridiplantae; Streptophyta; Magnoliopsida; Brassicales; Brassicaceae.